Messenger RNA from Dichotomopilus funicola, 219 nucleotides. RefSeq lists its product as uncharacterized. The annotation marks the transcript as partial. The transcript has a single exon. Gene Ontology annotation, cellular component: transcription regulator complex. The record is from RefSeq and is a predicted model, not a curated record. Gene Ontology annotation, molecular function: DNA-binding transcription factor activity, RNA polymerase II-specific; RNA polymerase II cis-regulatory region sequence-specific DNA binding. NCBI's taxonomy places the organism in Eukaryota, Fungi, Ascomycota, Sordariomycetes, Sordariales, Chaetomiaceae. Gene Ontology annotation, biological process: positive regulation of cellular response to amino acid starvation.
CGGCGAUACCGCAACAACCUUGCGGCGAAGCGGUACCGGCAAAAGAAGAUUGACCGGAUUGAGGAGCUGGAGAAGGAGGUGAAAGAUGUGAAGGAGGAGCGGGAUGAUUUGCGGAUCCGGCUGGCUAGGCAGGAAGCCGAGGUGGCAGCACUGAGGGAAAUGAUGAAGAUGAUGAGGAAUGGAAACGGAAGUGGGAGUGAUGGUGGAUCUAAGGAUUGA